GCGCUAGAGGCCGAGCUGGGGCCCCCGCGGAGGCGGGGAGGGGAGACGCGGACAUGGGAGCGCUGGGCCCUGAGAACUGAGGGGGAAACCGAGCCCGACUGUACCUAGAGGAGACCACAGGCUGGACCUGCCAAGAGGAGGACACACAGGGCAGCGACGGCGGCGGUGACACUUGGACGAGCGGAAGCGGCGAUGUCACCGGAGCCUCGACCUCCUCCUGGACGCUGAGCCCCGCAGCCGGGCCCUGCGUCCCCAGCCCGCGGGGAUCCGGCCGCAGUCCGCCCUGGGACCCCUGGGAAGUGGGGAGGGAGCGCUCAGCCGGGCUUCGCACUGCUGGCCGGCCGGGAGCGGAGCGCUGCCCCUCCGACACCAAGACUGCCCAGCUGGAGAACCCCGGGGGCUGCCCCAGGGGUGCUGCCGCAAUUGCCUUAUAUAGAUUCCGCACCACCCCACCCCGCCACUGUCGCCGCAGAGUGGAAGCAUCUGGACUUCUGUCUUGGGACUGCCACAUCUGGAUACCUUCCCUGUUACAGCACAGGCCUUGCCUGGGUUUCCCAUCUCUGAAACCCAUCAGCAUAACUGGAAAUCCCCCUUCCCCCUCCUCCUUCAAGUUACUGCGGAGUCCUAACACAUCUGGACUUAUGCCCUCAGAUCCCAAAUCCCUCCCUGCCUCUUAGCACAGUAGCCAAGUUUUCUCCAACCCCACUUUCCUUCCCUUUAACACACACACACACACACACACACACACACACACACACACACACACACACACACACACACCUGGAUUGCCCCAUCUCAGUCCCCAGCUUGCCUUUCUCUGCAUGCCCACUCCAGGGAUUGCUGCCCAUCUGGAUGCACUGGGCCCCCUUACCUCCCAUGUGCCCCUGCUACCCUAUAUGUUCUACGUGGGGUUGUUCUUUGUCAACGUCCUGAUCCUGUAUUAUGCCUUCCUGAUGGAGUACAUCGUCCUUAAUGUGGGUUUGGUCUUCCUGCCUGAGGAUAUGGACCAGGCACUGGUGGAUCUGGGUGUACUCUCAGAUCCUGGCUCUGGGCUCUAUGACACUGACAGUGAGUUGGAUGUCUUCGAUGGCUACCUGGAGUAGGGGGAUCCUGGGACUGGGGUCCCCCAGUCAGAGCCUUCCUUCUUCCCUCAGGCCCUGCAGAGGAAACCUUCAGGCCUAUCGCAGCUUGUACUUCCUGGGCCAGAAUGCCUGGGACAGGCUGAUACUGUGGGUGACACAGGAGUUGCCACUGAUGAUGUCUUUCCUUCUUCAAGGGGACCCAGGACAAUGCCCUCCCUGGUCCUCAAGACCCGUCUGCCCUCCUUGAAAGUGCACCACGAUGCAACUCCUGGGAUUCACAGGAUUGAAAAGUGCUCGGGUUGGAAACGCACACAGACUGGAAGAAAGGAAAGGAGCCAGAUCACAGAUUCUUCCAAACAGAUGUUCCCUCAGUGACUGUCCAGAUGCAGUGUUGCACAAGAGGCCAAUGCCUUAGUUUAGUACCUUAAAUGAUCUGGAUGCAUAUUUUUUAUGGAAAUCCAAGCUUUUUUUCUUUUGGUAUUACUUCUAGCAUCAGUACCUUGAAGGGUCAACUUUGGGGGAAAAUGUACUUAAGACUUUAACAAUGAAGAGUAGUCUAUAUCAAUAUUUGUUGUCAAUAAAGCCUCAAGUAGUUGAAAUGUUUAGAACUUUGUUGGCCAUUAGUUCUAGAGAUGCUCUCAGGUGGGGACUCAAAAUUGAAAGAAUUAGGGGAAUGUUCCAGAGGUUUGGCUUGGUGGGUUGUCCUUUUUGUUUUCAAUCUGCCUGUCUUCCAUUGGUUUUGCAGAUCUCUCAACAGUUCUUGGGAAGAGAAUGGGAAGAACACAUCCAGAGAAUGACUUAAUUAUCCAACCCAAGAUACUUUGAAAAUGAUAGUGUUAUUUAAAUUCAACUCCCAUAAACCUGUAAAAGCACUCUGUGGAAAGCUAGCCUCUUUUGAUUAAAAAAAAGAUUCAAUCAA
Trichosurus vulpecula (common brushtail) is the source of this 2001-nucleotide messenger RNA. RefSeq names its product Dexi homolog (gene DEXI). Lineage: Eukaryota; Metazoa; Chordata; Mammalia; Diprotodontia; Phalangeridae. The record is from RefSeq and is a predicted model, not a curated record. The transcript is spliced from 2 exons. The coding region runs from base 822 to 1103 and encodes 93 amino acids.